AUGGCCUUCACCGUGGCCUACACCACCUCUGAAUUCCCCGCCGAUCUCAACGGCGAUGCCGAUCUGAAAGCACACGAGCGCGUCGCAGCCUCGGGUACCCUGGGUUUGGUUAAAAAGGGUGGAACCGUGGUGCGCGAGGUCGACUUUGCGCCAAAGUCUGCACCGCUUAUGCACCGGACGCAGAGUUUGGAUUAUGGGGUUGUUCUUGAGGGGGAGAUUGAAAUGAUUCUUGACUCUGGCGAGACGAGGGUGUUGAAGAGGGGUGAUGUUGCUGUGCAGAGGGCCACCAUGCAUGGCUGGCGCAAUCCGCAGGAAAAGGAGUGGACAAGGAUGUUGUUUGUGCUGCAGGAUUGCAAGCCUUUGGUCGUUGGGGGGCAGGAAUUGGGUGAGGACCUUACCCAGGCCAAGGGUGAUGGUGUCCUGAAUAGUUCUUAA
This is a messenger RNA of Aspergillus versicolor CBS 583.65, 435 nucleotides long. Its product is annotated as cupin domain-containing protein. Lineage: Eukaryota; Fungi; Ascomycota; Eurotiomycetes; Eurotiales; Aspergillaceae. The record is from RefSeq and is a predicted model, not a curated record. The transcript has a single exon. Bases 1 to 435 code for a protein of 144 amino acids.